AUGGUCAAGAUGUUUCGAUCAAAGUUGAAAGCAAAGAUCGAAGACCCCGAAGAAUGCCGCAAUAACCUCUCCCACUUGAAACGCAAUGUCCCGUUGUGGCGCCAGCUUAAAAAAAAGAUGUUUCGAUCAAAGUUGAAAUCGAAAAUCGCAUACCCCGAAAACCGCAGCGAGAUUGGCUACCAGGUGAAACGCGGCUCUCCGCUACUCAAACUGGGUGUCUGGAUGCUGGCCUUCUUUGUAUACGUGGUGUCAAUACGCAUCAUCGUUGUUCGGCAUGGUUUCGAUUGUGAAGUCAAAGAGACGGAACUAGGCCGCGAUUACGGUUUCCUGGAUUCCCUCGUGGGUUGGACAUUUUGCAUUGUUGCGGCGGGGGCGACGUUUUUGGUAGGACAGGGCUACUUUGGGCUGCGUGCUACAAGAGACAUAAUGGAACGCGUUCAGCAUUCAGCUACAACGUUGGCCUAUGUCCUUCUCAAGACGGUACGAAUGCCGGACGGCGGUCACUCGCACGGUCAUCUACCACUUGUGGUCUAUGAAUGCUUGGCGCUGCUGACGGCGUAUCCCGUCGCGCUCUUGCACAAAGUCCGAGGAAACUGCCACGAGCCGGCGGUGACGAGAUACUGCCAGCAAAUUGCCUCCAACUUGAAGGCGCUACGGGAUGGCGAAAUAGUCAUCGUCAGGCCGCCAAAUGAGACGAGCUGGCGUGGUGGCCCUGGCCAACCUGAUCGAUUCGAAUUCUUUUUUGAGCUGUUUUCUCUGCACUUGGAAGAAGAAUUCAGCGAUUAUUGGAGAAAAUCGACAUUGCCCUCGAUGAUGCCGGAACACAUCAUCUGCCAGCUUCGCGAUCAUUUCGAAAACCUUAUCGACAGCCACCGUCUCGACCCCAGCCUCGCCCCUCAUGCCCGAGAAAAUAUUGACAUGUUGGCCCUCAGCGGGAAACAAUGCAGAAUAUACGCUGGCUGCGAUGUGAUUCCCAUCUGCACGCUUUGGAUCAUCGACAUUUGCUGCCGGAUGGUUGUGCUCUUUGUGCCUGUGCGGCGCUGCUCCUGGCUGGUCAAAACGGUUGGCCUGGACCUUCUUGUCCGUAUCGUGCUCAUCGUGGUGGCGUCGACCAUGGCCAUGUUGCUCCUCGCCGAGAUGUGGUCAUUCUGGGAUCCGUUUGGCAAGGGCAUGAGUACGUUUUCGUGGACGCUGGGCCUCGCUUCGGAACUUGACAAUAUGCUGAGUGAAUUCUGGGAGAGAGAGACGGAGCGUAGGCAACAUUUCAUGGAUCCCUCCUCCGUGUCAUGUUCAACGGUGACGAUGACAACGACGACAAUGACAACGACAACAAUGACAAGGACAACGGGGAGCGAGAGAGAGGGAAGCACAAGUAGCAGUAGCAAUGAGACGAAUAAUGUUCACGGCUAA
Messenger RNA from Beauveria bassiana ARSEF 2860, 1410 nucleotides. RefSeq lists its product as uncharacterized. The coding region runs from base 1 to 1410 and encodes 469 amino acids. NCBI's taxonomy places the organism in Eukaryota, Fungi, Ascomycota, Sordariomycetes, Hypocreales, Cordycipitaceae. The transcript is spliced from 4 exons. The record is from RefSeq and is a predicted model, not a curated record.